Messenger RNA from Alligator mississippiensis (American alligator), 825 nucleotides. RefSeq names its product translocase of inner mitochondrial membrane 17B (gene TIMM17B). Gene Ontology annotation, molecular function: transmembrane protein transporter activity. NCBI's taxonomy places the organism in Eukaryota, Metazoa, Chordata, Crocodylia, Alligatoridae. The transcript is spliced from 6 exons. Gene Ontology annotation, cellular component: TIM23 mitochondrial import inner membrane translocase complex; mitochondrial inner membrane. The record is from RefSeq and is a predicted model, not a curated record. The coding region runs from base 138 to 590 and encodes 150 amino acids. Gene Ontology annotation, biological process: protein import into mitochondrial matrix.
UUCCAUUCCCGGUCCGUUAACAGGGCUAGAGGUAUUGUGUAGUGGGAGGGCGAGUGUUGCAGGGGAGUGGCUGUUCCUUACAUCUGACUCCCUGCAGCCCCUGGCGCAUUGUGGAUGACUGCGGCGGUGCCUUCACCAUGGGUAUCCUUGGUGGUGGUGUCUUCCAGGCCAUCAAGGGCUUCCGCAACGCCCCCAUGGGUGUUCAGCACCGGCUUCGGGGCAGUGUCAAUGCUGUACGGGUCCGAGCCCCCCAGAUUGGAGGCAGCUUUGCAGUGUGGGGUGGCCUGUUCUCUACCAUCGACUGUGGACUGGUGCGGGUGCGGGGCAAAGAGGAUCCCUGGAACUCCAUCACCAGUGGGGCCCUCACAGGCGCUGUCCUUGCAUCCCGCAGUGGCCCUCUGGCCAUGAUGGGCUCAGCCAUGAUGGGCGGCAUUCUCCUGGCCCUCAUUGAGGGCUUCGGCAUCCUGCUCACACGCUACACGGCCCAGCAGUUCCAGAACCCCAAUCCCUUUGCAGAGGACCCAAACCAACUGUCCCCCAAGGAUGGUCCCAACUCAGCUGGCUACCCAGGCUAUAGGCAGUACCAGUGAACCCCUUUUGGCACCCUGAGAAGAAGAGGGGCUGCUUGCCCCAUGCCUAUAGACUGGCUCUGCCCCUUCUGGCUUGUGCAUGAAGGGCUGCAGAAAGGGAUGCAGCCCCUUCCCUUCCCUUCCCCGCCAGGCCAGGGGCCACCACCCUGAUCCCAGCAUUACCCCGUUUCUGGAGGGGAGGGUCAUUUGUAUUUAAAGAGGUUUUUACAGUGGUUGAAUAAAAAGAUUCUUACAA